AUGCCUAAGUUUCUUGCACCGUCGAGUAAAAAGCCCUCACCGAUGUCACAUGUCGCGGUAGCAUGUGGCGAUGUGGACAUUGGUCUGGGUACCGACACCGGGGGAUCCAUUCGGGUGCCCGCGUCCUUUUGCGGGCUGCUGGGCAUAAGGCCCACCUGGGGCCGGGUAGCUCGAUGUGGCACCACAGCGCUGGCUCCGUCGUUCACCACACCGGGCUGGUUUGCCCGUGACCCGGCCGUACUACGCGCAGUAGGUGCUGUACUGUUGGACCCCUCCAGUCGCGGCUCCAGCCGGCUGGGCAGAUGGCUGGUAGCCAAGGAUGCGUUUGCUUUGGCUGACCCGCCUACAGGGAAGGCUAUCUACGAUACCUUGUCGGCCCAGUUCCCCAAGGUAGUGCAGCUGCUGGGUCAGCCUUUGGAGGUGGAGGUGGCGGCACCUCUGUCGGGGGAGGGCCUCGGAACGUUUGUUGACUGGAUGGGCGUGUUCCGGGGCUUUGAGGUGUGGCAAGAGCACGCUGCCUGGGUGUCCGCACACAACCCGGAGUUUGGGCCGGGCAUCAAGGAGCGUUUCGCAAUGGCGGCUGCAGUAACGAAGGAGCAGCACGAGGUUGGCUCCGCUAAGCGCCGCCGCAUUCGGAGUCACCUGUUGGAGCUGCUGGGCUCUGACGGACUGCUGGUAGUACCCACAACACCGGGACCUGCACCGCCAGUCAACACCCCGCCGGCGGAUUUGGACGCCUGGAGGACUCGGCUGAUCAGUCUCACCUCCAUAGCGGGCCUCGCAGGCCUGCCGCAGGUUAGCUUGCCUAUUGCUAGAGUUGACGGGCUCCCCGUUGGUCUGGGCCUUAUAGGGCCUCCCGGCAGCGAUGAGGCUCUCCUGGAGAUUACCGAGCAUCUGAUGGGGGUAAUUGCGCAGCCGCUGCAAUGA
Molecule: messenger RNA, 927 nt
Organism: Volvox carteri f. nagariensis
Lineage: Eukaryota; Viridiplantae; Chlorophyta; Chlorophyceae; Chlamydomonadales; Volvocaceae
Exons: 8
Coding region: 1-927 (308 amino acids)
Source: RefSeq, a predicted model, not a curated record